CUUUUUAAACGCUUGGCUCAUUGAUGAACUUUUGUGGAACUCGAAGAUCAUUUUAAAUUUUUUGGGAGUAGCAAUAUACCAUUCUGGAAGCCUUAAGCAUUUGAGAGCCUGGAUAUUAAGAGAUGUAUCUCCCAACUGUAGUGCUGUGUCUCAGUUUGGGGGCUUUAACAACAGUUGCUGCUACAAGUGACUGGUGCUACAAUAAAUGUGAGCUUGGGCCGUCUGUCUGGGAGUACCUUUCAGAUAAUGAUUGUGGAAAAGACAGACAGUCCCCAAUAGAUAUCAGAACAAGCACUGUUAUGACAGACCAUGGAUUGAAAAGCUUUAAGUUGGAUAAAUUCGAUUCUAAGAAAGUCAUCCAGAACAUGACAAAUACUGGGCAUACAGUGAAAUGCAACCUGAAAGAAAAUGAAGUUGAAGUGAGUGGAGGUGGACUCAAUGGUACAUACUCAGCAGUUCAGUUUCACUUCCACUGGGGUGAUUCACAUCACCAUCCAGGUUCAGAACACAUGAUAAAUGGGAAAAGGUAUCCCAUGGAGAUGCACCUUGUCAGUCUGAAGAAAGGUCUUUCCCAAGAGGAUGCCAAAAAUCAUCCAGACGGCAUCGCUGUUCUUGGGUUUUUCAUUGACGAGGUACCGGAAAACAAAACUACAUGGGAAGAGUUCACAUCUCACCUGAUGAAAAUCCCAGAAGUAAAUGAUACGGUUGGAUUUGAAAAAGAAUUCUCCAUCGAUGAACUGAUUGGAGAAGUGGACCUUUCAAAGUUCUAUCGAUACAAUGGCUCCCUGACCACCCCGGACUGCAACGAGGCCGUUGUAUGGACUGUCUUCCAAGAGCCAAUCCUCAUCGGCAAAGAUCUGAUUGCACUGUUUCCCCAAAAAAACAACCAUGCUAAUGUUUAUCGACCUACACAAAAGCUCAAUGGACGAAAAGUACUUGCCUCCCCGGCAACUCAACUUGACGGUCAUUCGUGGUGCUAUGACAGUCACUGUGACCACAGUCCUGAUAAGUGGCACCUUCUCCCUGACGCCAAAUGUGCUGAUGAAAGGCAGUCACCUAUUGACAUUGUCUCAGAGAAGGCACAGUUUGAUGAAAAGCUCAAGUCCUUCAAAUUUAAAGGCUUUGACAACAAACAUGCUAUCAAAUACAUCACCAACACAGGACAUGCAGUGAAGUGUGUUCUGAAGGAUGGGCUGGUGGAGGUGUCAGGCGGAGGUUUGGAACACGACUACUCUACCUUGCAGUUCCACUUCCAUUGGGGAACUGCAAACUCAAAUGGCUCAGAGCACACUAUGGAUUCAAAGAGAUACCCGAUGGAGAUGCACAUAGUGAACAAAAGGAAAGAUCUGACCCUGGAUAAGGCAUUAAAGACUCAUGAUGGCCUGGCUGUGCUGGGAUUCUUUAUUGAGGCUUCACAAUCAAGUAAAAGCAGCUCUGGGGGGUCUCAUACCAAUCCCACCUCAGGUUCAACAUCUAACGAAGCAGGCUGGAAAAAUCUAACCAAAUACCUCCCAAACAUUGAAAAUAUUGUAGGUUCAACGGUUGACGUCACUGAGGAAAUCUCCAUUGAUGACUUGCUUGGCAGUGUGAACCUUCAUUCUUUCUUCCGUUACGAUGGCUCCCUUACAACCCCUUCAUGCAAUGAAGCAGUUGUUUGGACAGUCUUUAAAGACCCUAUUAAAGUGGAAAAAGACCUGAUGGAGAAAUUCCCAAAACAUGCAGGAUAUCAGAAUGUAUUUCGACCUGGAGGAGGCACCUGUGCAUCAAAGAUGAAGUGGUUUGUGGUGGCUGCUGUGUGCGUCCUGGUGCCCGACUGCUUCUGCGCCUCAGACGCUGUCGCGUGGUGUUAUCACGAACCGACUUGUAAUGACACCCAAUGGCCGACCAUUGCCGCCCAGUUUUGCAAAGGCAAGCGUCAGUCGCCCAUCGACAUCGUGUCCGGCUCCGCCACGGCCAACGCCAACCUGACCGCCUUCACCUUCCACGACUACAACAACACCUCUGCCCUGGACAAGAUCGAGAACACGGGGAAGACCGUUAAAGUGUCCCUCAAGUCUGGCGUUAAGGUUUCUGGGGGGAACCUGUCUGAGACCUACGACAGCCUGCAGUUCCAUCUGCACUGGGGCAACGGCACUUCCAUCCCCGGCUCUGAGCAUACUGUGGACGGCAAGCGCUACCCCAUGGAGUUGCACAUUGUUAACAGCAAGUCAUCCCUCAAUGGGAACACAACGCUGGCUGUGGCAGACUCCACAGGGCUGGCCGCCCUCGGUUUCUUCAUUGAGGUAAUGUCAGGCAGUGAAACGGGUCAGCCGGCGAGUUGGAAAAACCUGACUUCCUACUUGUCACAGAUCCAAUUCAGCGGGAACUCUGCCAAAAUCACACAUGAAAUAUCCCUGGAUCAUCUUCUGGAAGGGGUGGAUCGUACAAAGUACUACCGCUACCUUGGCUCUUUGACCACACCAUUGUGUAACGAGGCUGUGGUCUGGACUGUGUUCAAGGACCCAAUCAGGGUCAGCAAAGAUCUGAUUGACCUCUUCAGCACAACGCUGCACAUCUCCACUAAUGCCUCGUCCCCUCUGAUGGUGAACGUUUUCAGGAACGUCCAGCCAGCACAGCCGGUCUCGACGCAGCCCGCCAGCAGCGGCAGCAGCUCCACUGCCAGCAUGCCAGGCUUCACUCUGGGUUUGAUGGCCGUUGCCUUUGUGCUGGGCAGAAAUUAA
Molecule: messenger RNA, 2720 nt
Organism: Menidia menidia (Atlantic silverside)
Lineage: Eukaryota; Metazoa; Chordata; Actinopteri; Atheriniformes; Atherinopsidae
Source: the annotation of a GenBank genome assembly